Messenger RNA from Strongyloides ratti, 213 nucleotides. RefSeq lists its product as hypothetical. The record is from RefSeq and is a predicted model, not a curated record. The transcript is spliced from 2 exons. NCBI's taxonomy places the organism in Eukaryota, Metazoa, Nematoda, Chromadorea, Rhabditida, Strongyloididae. Bases 1 to 213 code for a protein of 70 amino acids.
AUGCCUCACCAAAUGAAAGGAAAACAAAAAAUUUCACCUAAAACACCAUAUAAAUAUACACAAUACCUGACUAAUUAUUGUAGUAAAUUUUCAAAAGAUAACUAUAAUUUUAAUAAAAUAAUAAUGAAUGAUGUUGACUAUGUAAAUACACUUUGUGAUAAUUUUUCUAAUAUGCUUAAAAAAAAAGUAUCCAACAUUAACAAUAAAAACUAA